Molecule: messenger RNA, 3193 nt
Organism: Nymphaea colorata (pocket water lily)
Lineage: Eukaryota; Viridiplantae; Streptophyta; Magnoliopsida; Nymphaeales; Nymphaeaceae
Product: ABC transporter A family member 7-like
Exons: 18
Coding region: 134-3004 (956 amino acids)
Biological process (GO): transmembrane transport; lipid transport
Cellular component (GO): intracellular membrane-bounded organelle; membrane
Molecular function (GO): ATP binding; lipid carrier activity; ATP hydrolysis activity
Source: RefSeq, a predicted model, not a curated record
AGCAAACGCGCUCUUCUUCUUCAGUUCUUCGCCAAUCUGAAACCUGGCGGGAGGAAUCCACGGUUGCGUCGCAAGCAAGGAAGAAAAUCUCACCCGGAGCCCUUAAGGAGAACUCCAGCAAUCGCCUUUGUUCAUGGCGGAAUCGGACGGCCGGCCACGGACCAACUCCCUCGGUCCCCCGUCGUUCUUCACGCAGGCGAACGCUCUUCUUAGGAAGAACCUCACGUUCCAAAAGCGAAAUUAUAAAACGAAUGUGGGGCUUAUAGCUUUCCCAGUCCUCUUGUGUCUGUUGCUUUUGGUUCUCCAAAGGGUGGUAAACAAUGAAUUAGGCAAGCCUAAGUACAAAUGUGGGUGUAAGUGUGUUGACACAAAAGGAGAUGGUACAUGCGAAACUGUUUGUGGGAUUGAGUACUCGACACUGGAUCAAGUUUUCUCAUGCCCGAUUCCUCAUCCACCAAAAUGGCCAGCUGUCUUACAGAUACCACGUCCUGAGCUUCGUGCUGUUGAAUCCCCUUCAGAUUCCAUACAGGGAUUGCUGCCUGGUUCCUGUAGGAGUACACAGUCAUGCCCUGUGACCAUACUAUUUACUGGGGGAAACCAGUCCCUAGCAGAAGGGUUAGUUGGGAACUUCUUCACGAGUAAUCCUUAUGCAAACAUCUCGGAUGUUUCAGGCUUGUUAUCUAAUAUCCUGCUAGGAUCAGACACAUAUCCUCGAACUACACAAUUCAUAGAACCAGCUUUCCUCUCUGAUCGCCCCUUAUAUAUUAUCCAACCUCAAUGCCCAUCCAAUUUUCAAUUGAACUUUCCGAUUAAUAUGAGCCAACUUCAAUUAAACAAAGAAAUAAAAUGUGUGCAAGGUCUACAUGUUUGGCGCAAUACAAUGUCUGAAAUUAACGAUGAGUUAUUCAAAGGCUAUAGAAAGGGAAACCCCCAGAGAGAGACUAAUGAAUUUGUUGCGGCUUAUGAUUUCUUAAACUCAAAUGACAAAAGUUUCAAUGUGAACAUUUGGUAUAACUCAACGUACAAAAAUAACACAGGGGGUGCUCCCAUGAGUUUAUUGCGUGUUACGCGAUCUAUAAAUAUGGCAACAAAUGCUUACAUUAACUUCCUUAAAGGUAGUGGUGUGAAGAUGCCCUUAGAAUUUGUCAAAGAAAUGCCAAAACCAGCGACACAACUGAAGCUGGAUUUUUCAUCCCUUAUUGGCCCGCUUUUCUUUACAUGGGUAAUUGAAUUACUAUUUCCGGUGAUGCUGACAUACUUGGUCUAUGAGAAGCAACGUAAAUUGCGAAUCAUGAUGAAAAUGCAUGGGCUUGGAGAUGGCGCCUAUUGGCUGAUUACCUAUCUUUAUUUUUUCUCCAUUUCGUUAAUAUAUAUGAUAUGUUUCAUAUUUUUUGGUUCAAUUAUUGGCCUGCAAUUCUUCAGGUCAAAUGCAUAUGGUUUGCAGUUUGUGUUCUAUUUCAUUUACAUAAACUUGCAGAUCGCACUUGCUUUCCUAGCGUCACCCAUAUUUUCUGAAGUUAAAACUGCUACAGUUGCUGGCUACAUGUAUGUGUUUGGAUCAGGGCUAUUAGGAUCAUUCCUGUUCCGGUUCUUUGUUGAAGAUACCAGCUUUCCAAGAGUGUGGGUGAUAGUUAUGGAAAUUCAUCCAGCAUUUUCCUUAUUCCGUGGUCUUUAUGAGCUCGGACAGUAUGCUUUUAUAGGAGAGUACAUGGGAACUACUGGGAUGGACUGGAAGAAUUUGAGUGAUAGUGGGAAUGGCUUGAAAGCUUCCUUGAUUAUCAUGACCAUUGAAUGGUUCAUCUUUCUUCCACUUGCUUACUACUUUGACCAAGUUCUCUCAACAGGGAGUGGAGUCCAGAAAAAUCCUUUGUUUUUUUUGCAAUGCUUCAAAAAAAAAUUGGGAGAAACUUUUAGGAGGCCAAGUCUACAGAAACAGGGAUCCAAAGUUUUUGUUGACAUGGAGAAACCUGAUGUUUUGAGAGAGAGGGAAGUGGUUGAACAGUUGCUGCUUGAACCAAACUCAAGUCACUCUAUUAUAUGUGAUAACCUCAAAAAGGUGUACCCUGGAAAGGACGGAAACCCCAAGAAAUAUGCAGUUCAAGGUCUGUCACUUGCUUUGCCUCCUGGAGAAUGUUUCGGCAUGCUUGGCCCCAACGGUGCUGGUAAAACAACUUUUAUCAAUAUGAUGAUUGGGCUUGUGUCACCCACUUCAGGCACUGCAUAUGUUCAAGGUCUUGAUAUAAGAAAAGACAUGGACAAAAUAUAUACGAGCAUGGGAGUCUGUCCACAGCAUGACUUGAUAUGGGAGACGUUGACUGGCAGAGAACACCUCUUGUUUUAUGGUAGAUUAAAAAAUCUCAAAGGGUCGGCUCUAACCCAUGCAGUAGAAGAGUCAUUGAAGAGUGUCAACCUUUUCAAUGGAGGUGUUGGUGAUAAACUUUCUGGGAAAUAUAGUGGAGGCAUGAAGAGAAGGCUCAGUGUUGCAAUUUCUUUGAUUGGAGAUCCUCAGGUUGUCUACAUGGAUGAACCUAGCACAGGAUUAGAUCCUGCUUCAAGAAAUAACUUAUGGAGUGUCGUGAGACGUGCAAAACAAGAUCGAGCGAUCAUUCUUACAACACAUUCAAUGGAAGAAGCGGAGGUUCUAUGUGAACGACUGGGUAUUUUUGUAGAUGGGGCUUUGCAGUGCAUAGGAAACCCAAAGGAGCUAAGGGCUAGAUAUGGAGGAUCUUACAUAUUUACGAUGACAACGUCAGCUACUCAGGAAGAAGAGGUGGAGAACUUGGUGCGUCAAAUCUCUCCAACUGCAAACAAAAUCUAUCACCUGUCAGGUACUCAGAAAUUUGAGUUGCAAAAGCAGGAAGUUAGAAUUGCAGAAGUGUUCCGAGCAGUGGAAAAUGCAAAAAGCAAGCUAAGUAUUCAGGCAUGGGGUUUGGCAGAUACCACCUUGGAGGAUGUCUUCAUUAAGGUUGCUCGAGGAGCACAAUCAUUUAACAUGCUUCAAUAACUGUUGUGAUUAUAAUAUUUCUUCUUCUUUUUUUUGUGUAUAUAGAGUACAUAAUUUUUGAGUAGUUCUUCGCUUCAAUAAUUCAGUACCACUUUCGUUACUGGGCACCAUCUCCUUUGAGAGGCUUAUAGAUUUGCUUCAUAGCUUUAUUCAUGAUUGUUGGUACGGAUCACUUCAAGUGAAUUUAAG